AUGGAGCACUGGACCGUUCGUAAAAGAUUAGUUGCUCAUGAUAAUGACGUGCAAGAUAUCUGCUGGUCUCCUGAUGGAUCCCUUCUAAUCACUGUAGGCUUGGAUAGAUCGAUCAUCAUAUGGAGCGGAACUACCUUUGAACGUAUCAAACGGUACGAUAUCCACCAGUCGAUGGUGAAAGGUGUUGUUUUUGACCCUGCAAACAAGUUUUUCGCCACUGCGUCCGAUGAUCGUACUGUUCGUAUCUUCAGAUUUUACCGAAAGCAUGACGGACUGGGUAGUUACGAGUUCCAAAUGGAGCUGGUCGUCUUCGAGCCUUUCCUGAAGCUGCCGCUCACAUCCUAUUUCCGUAGAAUGUCGUGGUCUCCGGAUGGUCAACACAUCGCUAUACCCAACGCUACAAAUGGACCAGUCACCUCAAUCGUUGUUGUCAAUCGAGGAAACUGGGCUUCAGAUGUUUCACUUAUUGGCCACGAAGCUCCAUGUGAGGUGUGUGCCUUCUCCCCUCGUUUAUUUCGCAUCAAAGAUUCUAAAGAUUACACAACUAUUCUCGCAUCGGCAGGACAGGACAGAACGCUUGCCAUUUGGAGUACCGCCCUCCUGAAACCACUCGUUGUGCUCCACGACGUUACCGCCCGCCCGAUCACAGACAUGUGCUGGACCCCAGACGGCCAGACUAUCUUCUUGAGCUCUCUUGAUGGACUGAUCACCUGUGUAACCUUUGAUGAGAACGAGCUUGGUCAGAUUGUCAGCGAAGAAGCUAUCGAUACCCAACUUCUCAAAUUUGGCGGUGAUCAAGACUCCAAGAUAAUGCCUGAGGGAGUAAGCCAACUUCGUUUGGAAGCACUUGCAAAAGAUCUCGAUAAAAGCCCCCAAUUGAGUCAGGAACCCCAAGUCAAAGCAGACUUACAGCCUCCAAAGCCUGUUCAACCUAUUCAAGAUACGGUCUUAACUCAACCACCAUUGUCAGUAGCUCCAACUACCAAGAAAAGUGAGAAAUUAACCCUUAAUACACCAACAAUCAAGGGAGGAAAGAAAAGAGUAGCUCCAACUCUUGUUUCGAAAUACACUCCGCUGCUGGCAGCUGCUUCCAAGAUUGUUAAAGUAAAGAGAUUUGAUAUCUCUUCUAAGUUGUCGCAAACUUCUUACCUUUUGCCUCGUCUAGGAGUGCAAGCUGCUGUUCAUGGCUUGUCUCUGCGCUCAAUGUCUCACACAGAUAAAGACAAAAAAGGCGAUGAUAUUGACAAUGACAACGAAGAUAUGGGCUUGGAUGACACUUCCGCUCAAUUACAGGGACAGUCUAGCGUGGGAACGAAAACUAAAUUCAAAAAGUACAGGAAAUACUUGAUGCUGUACAAAUACCCAACACCCUUCAAAUUGAUAUCCUCCCUUCCGGAUGUGUUUUUCAGCAACCAAGCUGUUAUGAACCUUGAGCUCUCUCACCUUCUACUGAACAAAGAACUUCUUAGACAAAACAACGAGCUAGUUAACACAUCAACUUUGGACUCUAUUGAUGAGAAUAUCUACUUUCAAGUCAUUGCCAAUGCUAUUGAGCACAUAAAACGUCCCAAUGAGAUUAUUGAGAACUCUACCGACGAAACCAAGAAGGUAAUCUCAACCAUAGAAGUUCGCAAUGGACUAAUGUGGUCAGAGAUCGAUGAUGUUGCAUUGCCUGACUUUGCACAGCGUUUAGACUUCCAGGAUCCAACCCAAGUUUCUAUCACAAGUAGCGACAAUGGUGAUUAUAAGAGUUAUAUUCUCUAUUUUCCAUACCGCAUUCAACAAGUUAUUCCAAUAUUGAACGAAGGAAUCUUGUCGCACUAUGUCUUCGUUUCCUUUGAUGGCACUAUUCAAGUUGUUCGUGCAGACACAGGGACCUAUGCUAGUCCAGGACUUGAGCUUGGAAGUAAUGUAGUAGCAUGGAGACAAAAAAAUCGAACGCUUCUUCUUUUGACCAGCUCUGGGUUGUUGUACUGCUGGAAAUUUGCUUCCUCUUGGUCUAUAAAUGGUGAUCUUUCUAAAGUGGUCAGCGGUGUUUCAAUCGCCCCGGUUUUGAACGCAGAGACAUUGAUAGCUCCGAAAGUACCUAGACCCAGCACUGGUACUGAAAGCGAGAAGUCUCUGGACAAGGAGAAAGAUAAAGAGGACAAAAGUGAGAAGGUCGAGAAGAAGUCUGUAUCUGAUGAGAAACAAAACUCUAUCAAUGAGGCUAUCAUCGACAAAAUUAAAGCAAUUGACAUUGACGGCGAGUCUGGAACUCCAUUGGUUGUCAUUGAGAGAACAAAUGCUGUAUACUCCUACUCUGUUGAUCUACAGGCGUGGACCAAGGUGAUUGAUCCUUGGUACUUCAGCGGUGUAGAGGCCGAUCGCUCGGCAAUCUCAGAUGUAAGCAUCGAGAAACAGGUUCUUUUGAUGAAUAGUUACAGAGAUGAUAAGGAGAGAGUAGACCGGGGAGAAAAGGGAAGGUACGUGUUUAAUGCCGACAAUGAUGAGCUCAAGGUGUGCAUGCAAAAGCGCUUCUACGAGCAACUAGCUCUUUACUAA
Messenger RNA from Australozyma saopauloensis, 2544 nucleotides. It is a transcript of the gene HIR1, whose product is annotated as Hir1p. The coding region runs from base 1 to 2544 and encodes 847 amino acids. NCBI's taxonomy places the organism in Eukaryota, Fungi, Ascomycota, Pichiomycetes, Serinales, Metschnikowiaceae. The record is from RefSeq and is a predicted model, not a curated record. Gene Ontology annotation, biological process: chromatin remodeling; DNA-templated transcription. Gene Ontology annotation, molecular function: nucleosome binding; protein binding. Gene Ontology annotation, cellular component: HIR complex; chromatin; nucleus. The transcript has a single exon.